AAUCAAGUUGCGGGCCGCAACAGCAGCAAGUAACGCGGACUAAAAUACGGUCCAACGACGAUGGGCUAAAAGUGUAAAUACUUGAAAAAGUGCAAAAAAUUAUUAUGCAUUCUGCUGAGUCUACCUAAGCAGAACUGUUUCGUUUCUGUUUUUUGUUUUCGAAAACUGGUGCUUUUCUGAUGCCAGUUAGUGGCUGCUUAACGGAACGUUCGCAGUGAAGUGAGGGAAAAAAACUUUUUUCAACUAAUGCGUACUUUGCAAAUAUUUACAGAUAUUGAAAAUAUGACAGAGCGUAAAAACUUUUCAAACAUAACGACACAUUUUAUUGGCAAGAGCAACAACCAAUGCACUCAGAUGACCUACAAACAUAAUUUGAGUGGAGUAAUCUGAGUUGAGAGAAAUGCAAAGAGCAAACCGCCAUAAUCACUCAACUAGCCGAGAGAAGAGCAGCCCUGCGAUGCCUUCCAAUGCAAAGUUCCCAUAAAAAGCUUCGGCUGACAGUAAUCAAAAACGUGCGAUGCCAAGCCUCCCCCCCAAUCAGGCGCUCUGCGGAGCAUGAGAGAGCAUACACCUGCAUGCGCCGCAUCAGCUGCGCCGCAUCUAAGCUAUAAUCGAAUAUUACAUGCAGCCAGCCAGCCAACCAAGCCACCAAAGGCAGGACUGAGCGUUGAACGACGCAGCACUACAAUAUGAGAACGCGAACAGUGAGGAACGCUUAAAUAGGAAAGCCGCGCACAGCAGCGUGCUGGUGAAAAAAAUGUUGCAAGUGAAAUAGUGCAAAAAAAAUAUACUUAAAAGAAAAUAUGGAUUAUUGUGUAGAAAAUUGCAAACAAUUUGCAAAGUGAUGCAACAAAAACGCAACUAAAAAUAACACAAAUAAAUAGGCUGGUAUUAUUGUGACAUUUUGCAUAACGCUUAAAAGUAUACUACGGUUUAAGCUAAAAGCUAUAGAAUUUGUAGCAUAAAAGUCAAACAAAUUUCUGCAAAAAAUGUGGCUAAAGUAAAGUGAGUUUUGAGGCGCUGCAAGUGUGUGUAUGUGUGCAUGCCUGACAGUGCAGCACCACGAAGAACACGGCGGGCGGCAAGUAAACGCCGUAAGCCGUCUAUGCGUGCAAACGCCACACAACGAGAAAAGCGAAUAACUAAGCAGCCAUCUUUUGAAAAACUACCAAAAUAAAAAUACUGUUAAUAAAAUAAUAUAAAAAAUAGUUCUGCAAGAGAUACAGUGAAUUAUAAAGUGCACACUAACAACGGCCGACCAAGUUGCCUAGCAAAUUUUGUUAUUAAUGUAUUAGAAAAGAAAUUAUAUAGAAGUAAUAUUUAAAUAAUUUGAAGCGGUUAAAAAACACUGCUGCGUGCAUAAGCAAACUACAUUUAUACGGCAUUAGAAACGUACAUCAGUUGAUAAAUUUCAUAUAAUAAUUAAAUGCAAGUAGGGCUAAGUUGAUAAUACAGAAAUGAAAGUGAAAAAAUGAAGUUAAAUUUAAAUUUAAAAUAAAAGUAACCACUAAGUAUUAACUAAUUGUUAAGGAUUUUCAGUUAUACAAAUAUUUAGCAAGAAUUAAAAAAGAAAAAAACAUAAAAAAUUUCAGCGUUAAGUGCAAAUUAAAUAAUAUCUUAAGUACUUAGUGACUAAAAAAUUGUAGGCACAAUACGCGUAAAACGCUCUGGAAAUUUAGAAUUGGUUGCAAGCAAAUUAAAUUUAUUUGCAAUAUAUGAAAAGUAUUAAAAAUCGAAUUAAUUGAAUUUGUAAUGGAAAUAUAAAUGCAAAUAUAAAAUACAAAUUUAUAAUAAUAAAAAAUUUCAGCAAAAAUAGAAAAAUUUAUAAUACAGAAACAAGCAAAUGAUACUUGCAAGCCUAAUAAAGUGCGAAAAUCCUGCAAAAAAUUGUGAGCUAAAAGAGAAAUAUUAGCCGUACAUUCAACGUGAAAAUAUGUAAUUUUCAAAAGACACGCAAAAAAGUAUAAUUACUUUGCUAAAGUAUCAAAGAAACAAAAAUUAACAUAAAUAAAUAGCUGAUGUUGGCCUAUAAAACGAGAGAACGUAGCUAUUAAGCAAAAUAUAUUACUUGCACAAAAAAAAAUUAAAUAAAAAUAAAAAAUUUCAUAAAAAUAAAAAUUAGCGCUUACAAAAAUUAAAAAUAUGAGUUACUGAAAAAACUCAACAAAUUAAGAAGUUGAAACAAAAAUUAUAAAAAAAAAUUCUGCUACAUACCAAAAUUUUCCGAUGCAACUUUAUUGAGAAAACAAAAGUUUAUUUUAAAAAAUCACAGCUUACUUUCCGGCAGCUCAACUACGAAAAUUGCUGUUACAUACACACAUACAUAUGUGCAUGAAAAAUUCGUGAAACAAUUAAAAUAACAUAAAAUACGGCAACACCAAACUGCUAGCGCGAAAAAAAUACAGCUUUAUAAAAUUUCAGUAGUAAAACUUACUAUAUGAAAAAAAAUUAAAAUUAUUACUUAAAAAAAAUACUUAAAAAAUAUAGCAAUUAAGGCACACAAUUCAAUGAACAACGAUUACAACGGUUUAUCAGCAACAUAGUAUACAAAUUGAAUAUACCAAGUAUUAGUAAAAUUACUGCAAAAUAUCACGAAAACAAAAGAAAAAUAAUAAUUAAAUAUUUAGAAAUAUUCAAAAAAUUAUGCAGUCAUAAGCAACAUUUAGCCCUUAAAGCUAUACAAAGUUGUGCAUGCCAUUAGCAGCUAAACCAAUGUUGCAGCAACAAAAAUGUUUGGAAACAUUGGCCGAGCAAAAAAAACGACAAAACAAAGCAACUCAAAGCACAAAGCUGCGUGGCGAUGAUGUUGCAAAAGAUGCAGCUAAAGUAGUAGGCGUUGAGCGUUGUAGCGUAGACGCUGAAAACCGGCGGCUGAACAAAGCUUUAAACUCAACUUUGGCCGUCUUUGAACGCACAGCUUGCCAACAUGUUGCCGCACAACAACGCCCAUGCAAAACAAGAACAACUACAACAGAAAACUCGCCGAGCAAGCGUCAAAAUGCAAAUGUUGGGAUAACAGAUAAAUGCAUGCUGAAUGCUGCGCCACGCAACACGACAAAUCGCGCUAGCAACAUUGUUGACGUAACAUCACUAGCAGAACACACCAAUACGCAUGUCGCGUUGCCAGCAGUUUUAUCUACACAAACUCAAGUAAGCGAUGCGCGAUCAACAACGAUCCUUGUUGGGAAUGCGUCUACAAAUAGCGCUGACCUAAAUGUGCUUGGCAACAUGCUGCCGCAACAAGCUGCGCUGCCACGUUUAAAGGCCAAUGAAAUGUUGCAGCCAAAGCAAAGCGUUGUUACGGCCAUUAGUGCUGAGAAGCUGGAAAAAAUUCCAACUACUAAGAUGAAAGCAGCAGUGUUAAAAACUACAACAACAACAACUCAAAGUAUUAUUAACACAGAUAUGAUUGUGGGAGCGCCAGCAACAUUGCCGUCGCUCAAGCACGACCAGCAAAACACCGAAAAGACGAUAGAUUUUAAUAGUCGGCGUCGUCGCGGACGUCUAAGGUCAACGCGAUUUGAUGCGAGUGAACGCGUUCAUAACGUUGUGUCUGACAGCGGCAUAACUGGCGUCGUGUGCCGCACGUUGCUGUGGCUAGCAACAUACCUGGAAAGAGUUGCGUGCAGUCGCGCUAAUGCUGGCUAUGGCAAAAGUGAUCCAUUGCUGUAUGUGUUAUCGUUGUUGUUGUCGUUGAUAGUUGUCAAUGUAAAUAGAGUGGCAAGUUUAGUGAAUGAAUUUAAUAAAAAUGAAGUGAAUAAAAUACAAUUAGUAAAACCUAACAACAACACUAACACCAACACCACAACCACAAUCACCACCAAUAAAAAUAAUAGCAACAGCUCCAUUAAAAAUAACUUAAAAUUAAUCACCAAAUCUACUCAAGCCAGCAGCGUUGCUAAAGCGGGGCAGCUGGCAGCGGAGGUUGGCGUAAUUGAAAUGGCUAUGCCUACAACCGAUUCCGCCUCUGAGCUGGCGCCGCUAGCUGACGUGAAGCCUAAGCGUGCAUUCAAAGUGAAACGUAAUGGUAAAUUGUGCCCACAAAAUGCUGCCUCAAUUCCCAACUCAGCUGCGGAGGUGGCCACUAAGCAUAGCAGUAUUUCCGAAACAACUACGCCUAAUGCUGCGCUGGUGCGUGACGCGUCAAAUUGCUCAGCCCCUCCCCAGCAAGCAGGCACUACCACUUAUAAUCGCCAAACCUUUUCGGCCAUCUCGUGGCGUUCUAGUCAAAUGCAGCUCCUCUUCUAUGCCUUCAUCUUAUGCACAUCCAUUUUACUUCCAUGCGGCAAUAAUUUGGUGUACGCAGCCAAGCCGAAAUCCGCUACACAACUGCAGCAGCAGAAACAGCUACAGCAACAGCAAUUGCUGUUGGAACAACAGCAACAGCAGCAGCAGCACCACCAGCAACAUGAACAUCAUCAGCAAGGACAUCAAGCUCAUCAGCCUGCCGCUGGACCUAAUGGUGGUGUUGGUGUGCCCGGUUAUCCAGGUCUGGGUAUUCCCGUAGCCGCCGGCGGUCCGGGUGCAGAUUUGACACCUCCAACCUAUCAGGUCGUUUCAUCGCAAACAUCGAAUGAAGAGACGGAGUUCGUAUUCCCCGCCGAGCAAUCGGAUGAGCAACUCUUCGAUCAGGAGGAGCAGAAUUUGAAUGUUGUGGAAAUCGAGGAAGAGCACAAUAAACCGUAUGAAUUGGAUAGCAACGAAACCAUCCAUCCGAAUGUGACGAAAGCGCCGCUCUUCCCCAAGGAUCUCUUCACAAAGGAGCAGCUGGAAAAUGGUGCUGUUAUCUUUCACAUAAUCGGCGUAAUUUAUAUGUUUGUAGCGCUCGCCAUUGUGUGCGAUGAAUUCUUCGUGCCUUCCCUGGAUGUGAUCAUCGAGAAAUUGGACAUCACGGACGAUGUAGCCGGCGCUACGUUCAUGGCAGCCGGCGGCAGUGCGCCCGAACUCUUUACCAGUGUCAUUGGCGUAUUCAUCUCGUUCGAUGAUGUGGGCAUUGGUACAAUUGUCGGCUCAGCUGUCUUCAACAUACUCUUCGUGAUCGGUAUGUGCGCGCUAUUCUCCAAAUCGAUAUUGUCGCUGACAUGGUGGCCACUCUUUCGGGAUUGCUCCUUCUACAGUCUCAGUUUGUUGGUGCUCAUUUACUUUUUUCGCGAUAAUUUCAUCUUUUGGUGGGAAGCGCUCAUACUUUUCAGCAUCUACAUAGCAUAUGUGGCCUUCAUGAAGUGGAACGUCCAAGUGGAGAGAUUCGUGAAGAGGCUCGUAACGAAAAAUAAGGUGACUCGCGUCAGAAGUACAGAUCAGCUUAUGCCAGCAGUAAGUAGUUGGGAAGUUUUUUUGCAAAAAAAAAAAGAAAAUUAACAGCAAAAUUUGAGAAGAAGAAACAUUUGAACAAUGAACAAAUUUUAAUUCGUUUAACAAAUUUGAGAAGACAACAGAUGCAACAACACACAGUAACUUCGAUACGAACACAGCAUUUGGCCUAUUCGCUUAUGAAUGAAAAGCUAAAUGUCAAUAGAGAAAAAAAGAAGUCAAACUUAACAUUAAAUCGAACAAACAGUACAUAAACACUGCUUAUUUUUUUGACAGUAACUUAAAUGUUCAACUUUUGUAGUAUUUAAAAUUUUCAGUUGUGUAUUUUAUUUUCG
Molecule: messenger RNA, 5645 nt
Organism: Anastrepha ludens (Mexican fruit fly)
Lineage: Eukaryota; Metazoa; Arthropoda; Insecta; Diptera; Tephritidae
Exons: 4
Coding region: 2692-5358 (888 amino acids)
Biological process (GO): intracellular calcium ion homeostasis; calcium ion transmembrane transport
Cellular component (GO): membrane
Molecular function (GO): calcium channel activity; calcium, potassium:sodium antiporter activity
Source: RefSeq, a predicted model, not a curated record